This is a messenger RNA of Paramecium tetraurelia, 2679 nucleotides long. RefSeq lists its product as uncharacterized. The record is from RefSeq and is a predicted model, not a curated record. Gene Ontology annotation, molecular function: protein binding. NCBI's taxonomy places the organism in Eukaryota, Ciliophora, Oligohymenophorea, Peniculida, Parameciidae. The transcript has 7 exons.
AUGAUAACAUUUACUUCUUCGAAAAGUCGAUUCUCAUUAUAUUAUUUGGAAGAGAGUGAAAAGUACUUGCAGGAUCUAUCAGCGAAGGUUCGAUAAAUCAAUAUGCUGAAAGGAGAGGAAAGAUUGGAAAGAGGAAAGGUUCAUAUAUGCUCAAGGACUCUGAUUUUUGAGCCAGAGAAAUAAGAGUUACCCAUUUAGAAAUUGUUCUAUCGAAUGAUCACAACACCGAUCAAGCAAACCAAUUUCAUUAGUUUUAGGAUUAAGAGGAUUAUUGAGAUAUUCACCUAAGGCCCUCCUUCACCUUACAUCUAUUAGGAUGAUGUAGAUUUUGAAAUCCAAAUAGAACCAUUAUUUGAUAAUGUCAAGGUGGUUCAUGAUCUGAUUGAGAAAAUAUAAUAGAUCAAUCAAUAGAAAAAGGAUGUUGAAAGUGAAGUUGAGAAGUUGGAUUCUGAGAAAUUGCAAAAGGCUAGAUUUAAUAUGAGUUUUGUGGAAUCUGUCAGCGAGAAACCCUUGAUCUAGAAGGAGAUGCUUGUAAGGAGAAUUAUGCCAUUAAUUUAAACCAAAGGAAUAAUGUACAUAACCAAUAAGAUUAUUUACUUUCAACCCUUUUUCAAAAUCACCUUAAAACCAUGCAAGAAGAUUGUAAUUGAGUAAAUCAAGGUAAUGUACAAGCGAAGAUUUGAAUUGCUGGACAUAGGUUUGGAAAUCAUUCUGAAGAGUGGGAAGACUAUAUAUUAUGCAUUUGAAAAUCAAGAAAGGAUGGAAGAGGUGUACAAAGUGCUUAUUGGAAAGGUGACUAUAGAGGCAGAGACAAGUUUGGAGAAGAUCCAAUAUCUAUGGUAAAGUGGAUAAAUAUCAAAUUUUGAGUAUUUAAUGCGUUUGAAUUAAGCUGGCAAUCGAAGUUCUAGUGAUUUAACUCAAUAUCCUGUUUUUCCCUUAAUUAUUGUCGAUUAUGAGUCAUCUGAAUUAAAUUUAAAUGAUUCAGCAACUUUUAGGGACCUCAAGAAACCAAUAGGGGCUUUGAAUGAGAAGAGAUUGUAAGAGUUCAAGAAGAGAUAUGAAGAAAUGCCACCACCAAAGUUCCUGUAUGGCACACAUUAUUCAACUCCAGGUUAUGUAAUAGGUUAUUUGGUGAGACAGAAACCAUAAUACAUGUUAAAAUUAUAAUCAGGCAAAUUUGAUAAACCUGAUCGACUAUUCAAAAGCAUCAAAGGUGACUUUAAGAAUGUGAUGAAUAAUACUACAUCAUUGAAAGAGUUGAUACCUGAGUUCUUUAUAGAAGAUGACUCAUUUUUAGUUAACACAUUGAAUUUAGAUCUUGGAGUAAGAUAAAACUAGAAGAAAGUUGGAGAUGUUAAGUUACCAAAAUGGGCUAAGAGUGCCAAGGAAUAUCUUAGAUUAAAUAGAUUGGCAUUAGAAAGUGAUUACGUUAGUAAUGAAUUGCAUCACUGGAUAGAUUUGAUAUUUGGAUACAAACAAAAGGGACCUCAUUCAGUCGAAGCCAAUAAUGUUUUCCAUUAUUUAACCUAUGAAGGCACAGUUCAAUUGAGUCAAAUGCAAGAUCCUAUUGAGAGACAGGCAAGCAUAUGCUAAAUAAAUGAAUUUGGGUAGUGUCCAAAGUAGUUGUUCAAAAUCUAACACCCUCCUAAAUGUGCAUUAAGAGCUGGCUAAAUUAUGUACAAAUUCGUUGAGCAGAUUCCAAAAUAGAAGUAGGAGGAAGUUCCUAUAAAUGUUGAUGGUCUGAUGUGGGAAAACUUAGAUAAGAAGAAUCAAUUCAGACACAAAAUGCUAUAGAAAGUUCAUAAGACAAACAUUACAGAUUUGAUAGUAUUGGAGAAAAAGAAUCUAUUGGUUACAAUUGGUUAGGAUGGAUUUCUAAAGGUGAUUGAUUUAAAGGAGUUGAUUGUAUUGAAAUCAUUCAAAGUCGAUGAAUUUUGUUUGAGUUGUAUUGUGACUUUAAAGCAGGAUGAAAUAUUCGCUAUAGGUAGUUGGGGUUCUUAGAUACAUGUUUUCAAUAUAAAUUAUGGAAGCAAAGUAUAAAUGGUGUAGAGAUUCAAUAAUUCAGUUAGUUCUUUAGUGUAUUUAAUGAAGAAGAAAAUCUUAGUAACAGGUUCAUGGGAUUGUUCUUUAAAGAGAUUCGAGUGUUCUGAAAAUCAAAUAAAAUAAGACAGUGAAGAAAUUAUUGAUGAUUGGGAAGCCUAAAUUACACACAUAGCAGCUACUGAGGAUGAGUCCAUGAUUGCAGUUGGUGAUAUUGAUGGCAGAGUCAUUACUAUCAAUACAAAUAAUUGGACACAACAAUAACAUUAUGAAAUUAAUGGAGAAAAGAUAGUCAAAUCACUCUUCUUCAGAGCAAGUUUAUUGGUUGUUGGAGAUGCUUAAAUCAAGAUGUUUAGCAAUGGGAGUUAAUUAUUGGAUUUUAAAAUAGACAAAAAUAAUGGGUUAAUAACUGACAUCAUUAUUGAUCAUGAUAAAUAUUUGAUAGCAUGCACAAAAAAAGGAUAUGUGGCUGUAUUUUCAAUGGUAUUAGAAAGUAAACUUGGAUAUUUGUUUACUGAUUUCUCAGGAUAGGCUGAUUUGAUUGGAAAUUAAGAUUAGUAAUUCACUAAGAUGAUUCUUAGAAAUAAGACACUCAUUUUGACUAGUCAGAAUGGAAGUCUUAAUGUAUUAUAAUAUUGA